Ogataea angusta is the source of this 1638-nucleotide messenger RNA. RefSeq lists its product as uncharacterized. NCBI's taxonomy places the organism in Eukaryota, Fungi, Ascomycota, Pichiomycetes, Pichiales, Pichiaceae. The transcript has a single exon. Gene Ontology annotation, cellular component: fungal-type vacuole membrane. The coding region runs from base 1 to 1638 and encodes 545 amino acids. The record is from RefSeq and is a predicted model, not a curated record. Gene Ontology annotation, molecular function: basic amino acid transmembrane transporter activity. Gene Ontology annotation, biological process: basic amino acid transport; transmembrane transport.
AUGCAACUUCCCCAUAAACCAACAGAGCAGUCGCCGCUGCUCCCGCAGCCGGCACCGGCACACACACCGCUGCCGGGAAACCUGCCGCUCAUCAUCGUGUCUCUGUGGACCGGUUCAUUUCUUUCGUCAGCUGACUCCACCAUCGUGUCGACCACGGCCAACACCAUUGCCUCGCUGCUUCAUGACUCCAAUAGACUUGCCUGGAUCGGCACGAGCUACCUGCUGACCAACGCGAUUUUCCAGCCGCUGAUGGGCAAAAUCAGCGAGGUGUUUGGCCGCAAAACAAGUCUCCUAUUUGCGCAGUUCUGGUUCGGAUUGGGCUGUCUUUUGUGUGCCUGCUCGCGGUCGGUGACCCAAUUUGCUGCUGCGCGGGCGUUGGCGGGAAUUGGAGGCGGCGGAAUCUCUGCCCUGAGCUCUAUCGUCGUCACCGACGUCGUUCCGCUCAGAAUGCGCGGCAUGUACCAGGGAUACGCAAAUCUCGUGUACGGCCUGGGCCAAUUUAUCGGUCCAAUCAUUGGCGGUAUUAGUCUCGGCCUAGACCCGAAUAACGGCUGGAGAUGGAUGUUUGGCUGUCAGGUGCCACUGGUGGUUCUUGCCGCGUACCUUGUCUCCACCAACGUGCACGAGUACAUUGACGACGCAGAGGGACGUACGCACAAACGCUUCACCAAAGAAAACUUUUCCAAGAUCGACCUGGCCGGCUCGCUGACGCUGGCGUUGCUUAUUGCGAGCGUGCUGCUCCUGUUCUCGUCGACCAGCCGCGCCGAGGGGCUCACAUUCGUGGCCAGUGCCGCUGUUUCCGGCGUGCUAUUCUAUCUGGUGGAAACCAGACCCGCUACAGAACAUAUCAUCCCGCCGUUCGCUUUCCAGGGAGUCCUGCGCUUGGGGGCCCUCACAGCGAUGUUUGGAACCAUGACGCUGUACGGAAUCAAUUUUAUCCUGCCUAUCUAUCUGCAGACCGUCCACGGUCUUGACUCGCUGCAACUGGGGCUGUUCAACGGCUUUGGCGUGUUUUUCGUGUCUUUUGGCUCGCUGUAUUCCGGCUGGCUACUGAAACACGACGCCAACGCAAAGGACGACUACAUCGUCGCCCAAUCCGUCCGCGUCUCGAUAUUGGGGUUCCUGGCUGUGUGUUCAGGCUCGCUCGUGUCGCUUGGUGUUUGUCUGACUGCAAAGCCAGCGUUCGCGCCAGAAGACCGCAACUAUUGGCAGAUUGCGCUGCUUGCCGCGGGCUUCUCCUUGACCGGAUUUGGAUACGGCAUGUUCUUGGUGAGUCUGCUGAUCAUGGUGGUGGGCAAAGUUGGUCUCAAACACCAGGCCUCCGUCACCGGAAUGAAUUACCUGUUCCGGUCAAUCGGCUCCGUUUCUGGGGCAGGAAUCACUCUCAACAUCUACAGCACGGUCCUCAGCAAAGAGCUACGGCACUACUUCAUCAAGAAGAAAAGACCGGACGGCGAGAAAAUAUACAAAACUCUCAUGGAGAACUUCUUUUAUGUGCGCAACGGCCUGGACCCAAAAUAUACCACCAAAGUGCUGAAAAUAUACCGCGAGGCCGUGGGUGAUUCGCUCAUGAUGGUGUUUGUCUUUGCCACAAUGGCCCUCACAGCGAGCAUCUCGCUCAGACUGUAUAGCAAGUGA